AUGCUACUGACGAAGCUUCUGGUAACACUGCUGUCAUCAGCGAUCACUGCGACAGCCGUUGCUCCUGAAGGACAGGCAGCUUCCGACGCAGCACCGCCGAUUAGCCCAGCUAGCGGCUCGCCGCCCGCGCCGGGAACUGCCGACAAUAAGCAAUCACCACCGAAGGCCUAUUCCGCAUCCACCUCUGAUAGCGAAGAGCAAGCUAACCAGGAAGCAAACAAAAGCGUCUUUGGCGCUGGCUGUCGAUGGGAUCCCACCAUUAACAACAUUGUGGAAGUCACUUUUCAGUUUCGCACCGGUCAAGCUCCUCCAUCCACCUGGUUCUCGCACGUCAACGUUCCGGCAGCUAAGAAUGCUGCCAAGGCGGACGCGAGCAAGCUUCGCCGUCGACAGACACCUCCAGCCCCUCCGGCUGCUCAUCAGGCUCCUCUCAAUGCUAAUCCUGUUGGAAACUCUGCGGUCGAUCCUCCAGCUCAUCAAGCUCCUCCAAACGCCAAUCCCGCCGCCGUGAAUCUUCCCCCUCAUCAGGCUCCUCCCAAAUCCAAUCCUGCAUUCCAUCCUGAAAACAAUCCUCCCGCUCAUCAUACGCCACCCCAUCCCAAUCCCGCUGUCAACCCUCCCGCCAGAAAGCCAGGCGGUCAUCACAAGCCACGCACCGGACCCGUGCUCGACUCAUCCUACCACACCCCCUUGAUCGACGUUCUCACCUACCGCGCGCGCUACGGCUCGUUCGGCUCGUCCCUGAGCAGUGUCGGCUGUGCGCUCCCCGCCUACUCGGAGCGACUCGCCGCGCUCGAAGCUCAAGAGCGCGACAUAGUCAAUAACUACACCCUGCUUCACAAACCCGACUCUCAACCUUCCGCCAUGUUCUUCUGGGCCGGCAUCUCCAACUACGAUCCCUCAAACCACGCCGAUCUCAUCCAAACCGUCAUCUUUUACGGCGACGGCUGUGCAGCCAACCCUCGGCAAGGUCUCUGCAUCUACUCCGCCGAGUACAGCGAUUUUCGGUACAACACCAACGACCACAUGUGUAUGGGUAGCAACAUGCCUGUCUUCUACCCCAUCGACACUCCGAUGACCAUAGUCUACCGCACACAGGCCGGAUUUAGAACGCAGGAAGCGUGGACCAACGGUAUGAUGGUCAGCUACCUCAGAUCGGCAGGGGAUCAGGUGAUGAACAGCUUUGUCAUUACGCAGGAGUGCAAGAACUGCAUUUGGCCGUUGAGCGAACAGGUGUACGAGAAUGUUACGAUCAAGUUCGAUAAACCGGAGGUAGGGUUUGAUAGGCUGCAGAGCUGUUCGGGUGGGGCGAGAACGAGUGGGAUGCCGAGGAUGGAGGAGGAGGGGAGGGUGUGGGUGAUCGAUAGGGUGACGGUGCCGAGUGGGAAGCAUGUGACGACGACCGCGGCGGAUGGAAGUGGUGCACCGGUGCAGGGUGAGGCUCAGGGACCAGAAACGGAGCAGACUGGUGCCUCGGAUGCCGAGAUGGGAGGGAAGGGUGCCGGCGCCGACCAGCACGAUGAUCAUGUCCAGCCAGGGGUCGAUGACAAGUCUGGGGCUCCAGCUGAUAGCACUCUACCUGCUGCUGCGGGACAGCCUGUCAAUCCUGAGGCUCCAGCAGCAGCUCCUGACAAGCCGGACAACGGCUUCAAAUCCGAUCCGAUCCCUGUUGCGCCUGCAGCCGGUCCUGAAUCAAGACCAGACAUCAUCUGA
This is a messenger RNA of Pseudozyma hubeiensis SY62, 1713 nucleotides long. RefSeq lists its product as hypothetical. Lineage: Eukaryota; Fungi; Basidiomycota; Ustilaginomycetes; Ustilaginales; Ustilaginaceae. The transcript has a single exon. The record is from RefSeq and is a predicted model, not a curated record. Bases 1 to 1713 code for a protein of 570 amino acids.